CAGAACCCAAGGUUUCUGUAAAGAUAUAAAAAAAACGACCAUGUUGACACUUUUUGAAGUUCAUCAGCUUCCUGUUCAUACCCUACUGGCCUACCUACCUAGUUGCGAUCCAUGACGGGUGAUGCCGGUGGAACGGAAUAUCUUUCACCCGCUGAUCCCUGCCACAAAGCGAGCUCGCAGCAACCACAGGCAUGAGCCGUGGCCUCGCGUCACUGGAUGCAGCCUGGUGAAGCUUCGAAUUGGAUCCAACCUAAUAUCAUCAACACUACCAACCACAAACAGCACCACGACUUUGAUCGCUGCUCUCACAGGGCCACCAUAUAUAUCCAACUUGCCGAACAUCAGCUGCCGCACAUUAAAUCGUUGACACUUCCGUUGCCCACCAUGGCCGAACGCAAUCUUGCCCAGAUUAUCUCCCAGCUCAAGCACUCCCCCUCUAUGAGCUAUACCGAUGCCAACGCCCUGCUCUCAAAGGCUAAACUCGCCCUUCUCAAGCUCAACGCCCUUACACCCGCUCCCUCAACCCCGACGCAUCUUCUGCCUCUCGCCCGCGAGACCUACGAACAGGGUGCCUUAUUUGCCAUCCGCGCCCGCAACCCCGAAGCUUUCACCCGCUACGUCCAGCAACUUCAGCCCUUUUACGAACUUCCCGCUGCUGUUCUCCCCCCCAAUUUGGCCGAGCGCAACAAGGUCACUGGUCUGAGCUUGCUUCUGCUUUUGACGCAGGGUCGAUAUGCUGAGUUCCACACUGAGCUCGAGAGCUUGGAGAACCGAGAGGGUGGUGGCGGUGACGUCGAGAGCGACCGAUACCUUGGCUACCCUAUUCGUCUGGAGAGAUGGCUGAUGGAAGGAUCCUAUGACCGAGUAUGGAAGGCCAUGAAGAGUAGCGAGGUGCCCUGCGAUGAGUAUAGCGUAUUCUCAGAAAUCCUCAAGAACCAGAUUCGCUCCGAGAUUGCUUCCAGCAGCGAGCGCGCAUACCCCAGCCUUCCUAUCAGCUCCACAAAGUCCCUUCUCUUCUUGGACUCAGAGGGCGAUGUUAUCUCUUUCGCUCACCAUCGAGGCUGGAUCGUCCGUGAUGGUAACAUCUACUUCCCUGAUACUGCUGAAGGCGAGGAUGGCGAUCAGAACAAGGAGAUGAGCCAGAUGGUGAUAGAAAAUGCCCUUGGCUACGCACGUGAGCUUGAGACGAUCGUGUAAUGGAGUUCUCAGGUCAGAAUUCUCGGCGAGAAAGCAACGCGAAGACAAACAUAGACUAGUAGAGGGGACCAAUGGUUACUGUACUAUUAAUUCAAUUGAUGGGCUCGCCUACCAGGCGAGUCCCAAAACAUACGUCAAACAUUUGGUCUUUAGACGUGAUUCCUUAAUCUUGUGCUUCUCGCAUAUAAUCAGGC
Fusarium verticillioides 7600 is the source of this 1391-nucleotide messenger RNA. Its product is annotated as 26S proteasome regulatory subunit N12. NCBI's taxonomy places the organism in Eukaryota, Fungi, Ascomycota, Sordariomycetes, Hypocreales, Nectriaceae. Gene Ontology annotation, cellular component: nucleus; proteasome regulatory particle, lid subcomplex; cytosol. The record is from RefSeq and is a predicted model, not a curated record. The transcript is spliced from 2 exons. Bases 217 to 1197 code for a protein of 326 amino acids. Gene Ontology annotation, biological process: proteasome-mediated ubiquitin-dependent protein catabolic process.